CGUUCCAAACUCCGGCCGGAGUCCGCACGGAAGCACCGUGCGAUCACACCGAAUCCAGUUGAGCAAGAGCUUUCGCACAGCGUACUACUACUACACUGCUACAUGCCCUUCGAGCUUCGUGAACGCGAGACCUUCCAAGACUCUGCAUUCGCCCUCGUGUGUUUGUUUUCGUUUAAACUUCUUCAACCUCUUGUGAGUGUUGCGCGUCCCUUUCCAUCCAUAGGAAGGGCUCAGUUUGAUUGCAUCCACUGAUCCGUUUCGAACUUUCACUAAAUCGUCCGCGAAUCGCCAAAGAGAAAAAACAACAACAGAAGGGCCCCUUCUCACCGCAGACCACUUGAAGUCAAGAUUAAAUCUGUAAGUUGGCAAGAUCAAAAACUGUCGCUUACGAUAUAAAUGUUGCUUCCUGUAGAACAAAAGAUCAGAAGGAGGGCGAACGGCCCGAUGAUGACGAUGGAUGUGUCCAAAACAGAGGCCGCGAAGCCGAACGCGAGCGGCGGGCCUCAAGAGUGCGCCGGCUGCUGCAAACCCAUCACCGACCGCUACCUUCUUAAGGCACUCGACUUAUUUUGGCACGAGGAUUGCUUAAAAUGCGGCUGCUGCGACUGUCGAUUGGGCGAGGUAGGCUCCACCCUCUACACGAAGGCCAAUCUGAUCCUCUGCAAACGCGAUUAUCUUCGGCUCUUCGGCAACAUAGGAUAUUGUGCAGCCUGCACCAAGAUCAUUCCCGCCUUCGAGAUGGUCAUGAGGGCACGCAGCAAUGUCUACCAUCUGGAGUGCUUCGCGUGCCAGCAAUGCAAUCACAGAUUUUGCGUCGGAGACAGGUUCUAUCUAUGCGAAAACAAGAUCCUCUGCGAGUACGAUUACGAGGAGAGGUUAGUGUUCGCUAACAUGGCAUACAAUCCGCCCCCACUAUCUCACCUCAAGAGGCAAACAGCCAUACCACCGCCAUCGACGCUACCCAAUCAAAUGAUGAAUGGUCACCGUCCGCCGGCGCCCGCAUCAAACGGUGAUUUAAACAACAACAUGUCCGGUUCCGGUCAGCAACCGCCGAACUCCAUGGCCAACCAACAGUUUCCUCAAUCGGGUCAUCUGAAGAACAGUGCCAUGUCUCUGGGUGCGACCAGCUGAAGACACUGAACGAGCACAAAAGUGCGGCUGUGAAUGUUUGUUGUGCGCGUACGGAGGAGAAAUGUAUAUAGUUUUUGCUCAAUGUUUGGACUGGAGAGAGAGAGAUGACGUGGUGCAAUAUUGCUAGGAAUGUGCGUGCGAUCAAAGGACAAUCGAGAUGGAUUUUAGAUCAAGCCAAAAAGAAUAAAAAUUAAAUAAUUGAAGAGGAAGUAAAUUCAUUAUGAAAUAAU
Messenger RNA from Nicrophorus vespilloides, 1361 nucleotides. Its product is annotated as LIM domain only protein 3-like. Gene Ontology annotation, molecular function: transcription coactivator activity; DNA-binding transcription factor binding. NCBI's taxonomy places the organism in Eukaryota, Metazoa, Arthropoda, Insecta, Coleoptera, Silphidae. Bases 397 to 1131 code for a protein of 244 amino acids. The transcript is spliced from 5 exons. Gene Ontology annotation, cellular component: nucleus. The record is from RefSeq and is a predicted model, not a curated record. Gene Ontology annotation, biological process: positive regulation of transcription by RNA polymerase II.